Molecule: messenger RNA, 486 nt
Organism: Naumovozyma dairenensis CBS 421
Lineage: Eukaryota; Fungi; Ascomycota; Saccharomycetes; Saccharomycetales; Saccharomycetaceae
Gene: AIM19
Product: Aim19p
Exons: 1
Coding region: 1-486 (161 amino acids)
Cellular component (GO): mitochondrion
Source: RefSeq, a predicted model, not a curated record
AUGACAGAUAAAUCCAUCGAAGAAUUAGAUCAGGUACUGACGAGCGAAACCAAAUCACUUUGGAAACAAGCAUACGAAUACACAAACACACCUUUACCAGCAAUAAUCAAUGCAGGAUUAAUUUUCGCAACACCCGUCCUAUCACCACAAUUCAAGACUGCAAUCUCAACCACCACAUCUGGCGCUGUCCCCUUCUUAUCCAAAGGUAGAACUUCAUCAACUAAUAAAUAUAUCGGAUUAUCAAAUAAGAAUAUAUUAUUGUUUGGUGCUGCUCAAGCAUUAGGUGCCAAAAUGUUAUCUGAUGGUGAUAUUGAAAACGGAUCUGGAUUCGUAACCGCGUGGUCCAUCUUAUUCCUUAUAGUUAAUGGGAAACGUUCUUUGAAUUCUUUGAAAGUUACUAAAAUUUGGCCAAUGGUCUUAUGCGUAGGAUCAUUGGGGAACUCAAUACUUUACGGGAAAAGGUUUAUAUCAGGCGGUUUCAAAUGA